Molecule: messenger RNA, 1902 nt
Organism: Osmia bicornis bicornis
Lineage: Eukaryota; Metazoa; Arthropoda; Insecta; Hymenoptera; Megachilidae
Product: heat shock factor 2-binding protein-like
Exons: 6
Coding region: 399-1460 (353 amino acids)
Cellular component (GO): cytosol
Source: RefSeq, a predicted model, not a curated record
CUUGUGGGAUGGAGAUCUAUAUUUUUGUAAUUUUUAGGUAAUUUGAAAUAAACGUAUUUAAAUAAAUGUAUAAUUGAAGGUUUUCAUAAUAUAUGCAACGUUAUAUGACUCUUUAGUUGCAAUAAAUGUUAGUCGAAAGCAAUUUCAAAAUAAGCAAUUACAUGCUAAAAGGUAUCAUUAAUACAAUCGUUACAUUUCUAUAAUUUUUUGAAUUGUGACACGCUGGCGUAUGUAGCUUGCUUAUUUUUUAUAAUAUAGAAUUUUAUCUGUCUAUACAGGCGACGAUAAUUCGCACGAUAUGCAAGUGAAACCUUUCAAAAUAUUUUCAGUCUCAUUAACUCGUUAAAUACAUAUAAAAGGAAUCAUUCAAACCGGUAUCAAAAUUACAUCGAAUAACCAUGGACACCGAUGUAGACAUAGACGAAACAAAUCUAAAGGACGAAGAACAAGUUCUGAUUGUCGUGGAGAACACCUUGAGCACCGUCGAGAAAAGUAUGUGCAAAUUUAUAAAGGACGUUCCAGAGGCAUUGGCCGCCUCUGGAUUGGAAGUUAACCUAGAAAAACUAAACAUAGACGAUGGUAAAAAGAUACUGCAGCUUCUUCAUCCGUUUCCCAAAUCGUUUACCGAUCUUAAGGCGAAUAAAGAAGAGGAGAAAGAAAAACUGUCAGCUCUGGAACGAGAGUGCGAGCAAUUGCGUGACCAAUUGCAGCAACAAAUCGAUGGGAAUAAAAGGGCACAAGAGGAAAUAAAGUACCUGAGAGAACAAAUAUUAAAUCAAAGUACAUACUGCGCAAGCUUAGGGGCGGUUUUGAGCAACUUAUCAUGGCGCGCCUCCAGGUCCCCAGAGAUUGUCGAUGUUUGGCUUUCCGGGUUCCAGCAUAAGAUCGACGAAUUAUUAUCGAUAACGGACGGAAGUUUCGUUGCGUUCAUGAACACUUAUCGGGACGCGUUCCCUCCAACUUGCAACGUCGAAUACGAGUUUAUUAGCGGUUUGCUAGGCAUCGUGACGAAUAUCUCAGCCACUCCUGAGGGUAGGGAAUUCUUGAUCACCAACAGAAAUGGUCGUGAUUUCGUACAGAAGAUGAUUAAACUCAUGCCCGCUUUGCCGGUUUCCCAGGGUUCCCUUUCUUUACAAAAGCUGAUGUUAAUGAUAUUCUAUAACGUGAGCAUGAACAAGACCGGUUUGCAGCAUCUAUUCGAGUCGCAGAUAUGGGAACCGUUGAACUAUUAUCUGAGAAACAAUUCGUUGCCGAGCAAACUGCAGCUGCUAUGUCUGCGGAUACUACUAUUGAUUACAUACGAUUUGACUAACCCAAAAUAUAUUCAAAAGUUGACCACGACACUGCCGCUCGAUCGAAUAGAGGAUAUCGCAGCUUCGAACGACAACGGAAUGAGCACCAUCGCGAAACAAGUGAUAAAACAUUUGCGAGACUCGCAGAAAUUCCUAAGUUCCAAUUAAAACACGCUACGUAUUAUUUAACGUUGAUCGCCUGUAGUAUUAACGUGCAUAUUAAUUGAAAGUUGCUAAAGAGAAAAAAAAAUUCCGUUGAUGUAACGCGAAUUACACGCAUUGAAGCGAACGAGAAACAGAUAAAUACUCGUAUUCGUGGAAUCGAGCGACGCGUUACAUCGUUUCACGAAUCGAACGGCUAUCAAACAUCAGCGUAUCCUUGAAAACGUGUUCGUGACUAGUCUCGGGAACUGUCGAAUAUCGAUCUGCUUUAAUGCAGCUACAAAAUAAAAGCAAUCGUGCGGAAUGGCGUACGGAACAGUACGAAAAUCGAUUAUGCAUACGGUUAGGCGGUAAAACGUACAUCGAGCGGAUGAAUAUCUUUCUGACCGAUUAAACUGAUUAUAAAGAAGUAUCUUCUAAUUGAAUAAACAUAAUUCGUAGUUCGUUC